AUGACGUCAUACAAAGGUGCAGACAGAGUUAAGAAGGUGAGACUCCAAACUUUGAGACAUCAAUAUGAGCUCCUACAAAUGGAGUCUUCUGAGACUAUUGCUACUUAUAUUAGUCGAGUUCUUGCUUUGACAAAUCAAAUGAAAACAUAUGGAGAGGAGUACAAAGAGCAAGCCAAAGUGGAGAAGAUUUUAUGGUCGCUCACUUCCAGAUUUGAGCAUAUCGUGGUGGCGUUAGAAGAAGCACAUGAUCUGUCUUCGAUGACUACCAAAGAAUUAUCCGACACCUUGCAAGCUCAUGAGCAACGCAUGAAUGAGAAGCAAAAUGAGAAGCCAAUUGAGCAAGCCCUCCAAGCCCAAGUCUCCAUUAAAGGUGAACAAAGUGGUGAAACAAGCCGAAAGCAUAGUAGCUCUCGUGGAAGAGGACGAGGAUGUGGUGGUCACUACUACAACAAUAGAAGUCGUGGUGGCUAUAACAACAAUUAUGAAACAAGAGGUAGUCAGAAUAAUGACCAAGAGAAAUCAGACUCAACCCACCAACAAAACACAAGAGGUCGAGGACGUGGACGUGGUAGAGGAAGGUAUGAUAAAUCCAAUGUUGAGUGUUAUUCUUGUCAUAGACAUGGCCAUUAUUCAAGUUUGUGCAGAUAUAAGGAUAAUACUCAGAGGGCUCACUAUGUACAAGAAGAUGAUGAUGAUGAUGAUGAUGGCGACCAUACUCUCUUGAUGGUCACUGCAACUAGUGAAACACCAAACUACCACACAUGGUUCCUCGACACUAGGUGUACUAAUCAUAUGUGUGACAAAAAGGAGCUAUUUGCUGAUCUUGAUGAGUCAUUUCGCACCAAAAUCAAAUUUGCCGAUGAUAGUACUAUAUCAAUGAUGGGAAAAGGACAUAUCCUUAUCAACUUGAAGAAUGGAGAUCAUAAGUAUAUUUCUGAUGUCUUCUAUGUGCCAGGCAUGAAGAGUAAUUUGCUUAGUGUGGGUCAACUGGCAGAAAAGGGGUAUGUUAUGAACCUCCAUGGCAAUCAACUCUCCAUUCUUGAUAAAAAAAGGUACACUCAUUCUCAAGGCCCUUUUGACAAAUAA
Nelumbo nucifera (sacred lotus) is the source of this 1086-nucleotide messenger RNA. RefSeq lists its product as uncharacterized. Lineage: Eukaryota; Viridiplantae; Streptophyta; Magnoliopsida; Proteales; Nelumbonaceae. Gene Ontology annotation, molecular function: zinc ion binding; nucleic acid binding. The record is from RefSeq and is a predicted model, not a curated record.